CCCGUCUUGCAAGUCUCUGGUUCCGCAAACUCCUUCGACAUUGUGCCGGUCCGUUGGACUCGCCAGGAAACCGGAGAACCAGACGGUUCUACACCAGUUCUGCUGUCCUGCUCCAGACGCCCCUGAGUCUGACUCUCAGGCCUGUGUACCCAGAUCGAAAUGUUAGAGCACAAAUAUGGGGGCCACCUCAUCUCACGCCGUGCUGCUUGCAAGAUCCAGACGGCUUUUCGCCAGUAUCAGCUCAGCAAAAACUUUGAGAAGAUCCGAAACUCCCUCCUCGAAAGUCGUUUGCCACGCCGUAUCUCCCUGCGAAAAGUGCGGGUGCAAAAUACAGAGGGUAUCUCAGCUGAACGGGCGCUGGCUGAAGGCUGCAAUCUGGCAAGUAUCCCCCUUGUCCGGUCCCCAUCCUUGCCCACCACGGUAGGUGGCUCCCUCACUGACCUCGAAGAUUCCUUCAAUGAGCAAGUCCAGUCUCUUGCCAAAUCCAUUGAUGAUGCACUUAGUAACUGGAGCAUGAAGACCAUGUGUUCACUCCAAGAAGGUGGCACCUACCAGUUUAGCUCAGAGGCCUUUAGUACAGCUGGUGGCAAAUCUGGGUUGGCAGGAACAGUCCGAGAAGGUGGCCCCAUGGACCCUGCCACAUUCCAAGUAGGAAAUUCUGAAGUAGACAAUUCUGAGAACAGCAAGCGGAGUGCCAGCAAGCUGAUGAUGGCCUUCCGGGAUGUGACCGUUCAAAUUGACAACAAGAAUUUUCAUGUGUCCUCUUCCGUUUUGGAGUCCUCCACCUCUGUUUCUCUUGGUAAUUGUGUCCAGCAGGGGGCCAUAAUUACUGAGAGCCCACAGCAACCUCCGGUCAGUGAUGCAAAGGAACAACCUCAACAAGGACAACCACCACCAUCUCCACAGGAUCCAGCUCCUCCACCCCUAGAGCAGGAUGCUGAGGAAAUACCAGAUGGCGAUUUCCCAGCUCCUCCACCAAGUGAGGAGGAGCUUGGGGAGGAUCUUACACCUCUGGUCUUGGAGAAACAGGAAUCAGACACAGCGGACAACAGCUCAGAGCAGAUGAGUAGCAGCAGUACAUCCACAUCAGCUCAAUCGGCUUCUGAGGUCUCGUCCAAAGAGGCUUUACAGGCUAUGAUUCUUAGCUUGCCCCGAUACCACUGCGAAAACCCAACCAGUUGCAAAUCUCCUACCCUCUCCACUGACGUCAUGCGAAAACGCCUAUAUCGUAUUGGCCUGAACCUCUUCAACAUAAAUCCAGACAAAGGCCUCCAGUUUCUCAUCUCUCGUGGGUUCAUUCCGGAUACACCUAUAGGUGUGGCACACUUCCUGCUCCAGAGGAAGGGGCUGAGCCGACAGAUGAUCGGCGAGUUUCUUGGCAACAGCAAGAAGCCGUUUAACAGAGAUGUGUUAGACUGUGUGGUGGAUGAGAUGGAUUUCUCGGGGAUGGAGUUGGAUGAGGCUCUGAGGAAGUUUCAGGCUCAUAUCCGUGUGCAAGGCGAAGCGCAGAAAGUGGAGAGACUGAUAGAGGCAUUCAGGUGAGACUCCAGACACCGUUACACACACACAUCAAUG
Sinocyclocheilus rhinocerous is the source of this 1575-nucleotide messenger RNA. Its product is annotated as IQ motif and SEC7 domain-containing protein 3-like. NCBI's taxonomy places the organism in Eukaryota, Metazoa, Chordata, Actinopteri, Cypriniformes, Cyprinidae. Gene Ontology annotation, biological process: actin cytoskeleton organization; regulation of ARF protein signal transduction. The record is from RefSeq and is a predicted model, not a curated record. The coding region runs from base 160 to 1542 and encodes 460 amino acids. Gene Ontology annotation, molecular function: guanyl-nucleotide exchange factor activity. The transcript has 6 exons.